AUGAAAUUGGGAGGAUUAUAUCUAUUUAUUGUAAUGAAAACAGGAUUUGUCCUUGUCACUUUGGGGCUUGCCUCCCUUGCUUUGAUGGGUCUGUUCACAGACUCCUCCAACCAAUUUGAACACCAGUUCACUAGUUAUAUGACUCAGUUUGAUAAAAGCUAUGAAACUGAAAAUGAGUAUAACUUCAGAAGAGAAAUCUUCAAUAAAAACUUGGAGAUCAUCAACGCUCACAAUGCUAAAGGACUCUCCUCCAAAUUGGGAGUUAAUGAGUUCACUGACUGGACUGAUGAAGAGUACAAAUCAAUGCUCGGACUUAGAAGACAACCACUCAGAAGCUCUCAGACUUUGAAGACUAUCAAGGCUAAAGGUGAACCAGAACUUGUUUCUAUUGACCAUAGAAAUGAAGGACUUGUAACCGAUGUAAAGAACCAAGGAGCUUGCGGAUCAUGCUGGGCUUUCUCAACUGUUGCAUCUAUUGAAGGUGCUUACGCUAAGGAACAUGGAGAACUUAAAAGCUUCUCUGAAGCACACCUCGCUGAAUGUGACAAGUUCUCAGGUGGAUGUAUGGGAGGAUGGAUGAUCAACGGAUUGUUGUUCUUCACCCAAAGAGGACCAAUCACCGAUGAGGAAUAUUCUUAUUCUCUUCCAUUAGGAACUUGCAGAGAAGCUGAAUUAGAAUCAAAUUACGAAUCUCUUCCUUAUGCUUUCAGAGUUGAAGAUGAUGAAGAUUCCCUCUACGAGGCCUUGACCCAUAAUGUCGUGUCUGUCUCCAUCAGAGCUGAGAACGAUAAGUUCAGACAUUACCAGAGCGGAAUUCUUGAUGAAGAAGAUGACUGCGGAACUGAAAUUGACCACGGAGUAACCCUUGUCGGAUAUGAAGCGGAUGGUGACUACUGGAUUGUUAAAAACUCAUGGGGAGGAUCAUGGGGAAAUGAAGGUUACGUCCACAUCAAGAGGAGAGGAGGUAAAGGAAUCUGCGGAAUCAACCAGGAUUCAGCCCAAGCUGUCUUCCACCAAGAAGACUACUAA
Molecule: messenger RNA, 1029 nt
Organism: Moneuplotes crassus
Lineage: Eukaryota; Ciliophora; Spirotrichea; Euplotida; Euplotidae
Source: the annotation of a GenBank genome assembly